This is a messenger RNA of Mytilus californianus (California mussel), 1044 nucleotides long. RefSeq lists its product as uncharacterized. Gene Ontology annotation, molecular function: metallopeptidase activity. Lineage: Eukaryota; Metazoa; Mollusca; Bivalvia; Mytilida; Mytilidae. The coding region runs from base 9 to 974 and encodes 321 amino acids. The record is from RefSeq and is a predicted model, not a curated record. The transcript is spliced from 7 exons.
CUCAAGGGAUGUGGCAGUUCCAUUCUAACGCUAUGGUGGUCCAGUUAGUUGUUUUGAUUCUUGCAUUCUGCUGUUUUAUUGAAGUACAGAGUUCUUCGCCUCCAUUGUUAGAUGAAGAGAUAAGCCGUUUGUCACCUGACCUGCAGGUUCAGUUUGUACUACCGUCGCAUUCACUUCAACCACAUCACACACGUGUAGGAUUCAAACAUCGCUAUGUGGACCAUUACGGAAAUAUCCAUGCAAGUCGACCUGCUGGUGCCAGUAUAACGGUAGAUGCAACAACAACAGUUAGUGAUUUAGCCCUGUCUAAGGCAUGUACAAUUAUUGCACUGAUGACCAGACAUAUGUCAUCAUCAACAUUUAGUCUUGUUUCCAGAGCACAUGGUGUCGGUAUUUUUGCGAAGUCAGAGGGAAUGGGAGUUUAUCCUGAAAACUACAACCUGAGAGAUACUGCACAAUGUCGUGGUAAAUGCAGCGGUUCAUGUGCACAUACUUGUACUUUUGAUGGAAGAAAAUAUGACUCCAUUGCUGGUCUGACAAAUACAAGAUCUGUUGUAUUGGAUGAUAAUAUUGUUUGUAAUGCCCAAGAUCCUUAUGGACACCAAGAAAAUGUUCUAGUUCAUGAAUUUUCCCAUCAAGUCCAUAAAUACAUGUCAACAACAGACAGGAACAGGUUAGAAUAUAUCUUUAAUUACAUUAAACAACGUCAUGUGUGGAAAGAUGGAUAUGGUACAGCUAAUUCAGCUGAGUACUGGGCCGAGGCAUCAUCGUCCUUCUUCCAUACAGUAAUACGAAGCGGCUCUCAUAGUCCAGCUGUAGGAAUGGAUGAGUGUAGUUUUAAUCACGUAUGUAGGUCAGAAAGUGAAAACAGACAAUGGAUAAAGACUCAUGAUGUAUGGCUGUAUAACUUAUUGGUUAAAGUGUACACUAAUAACCGACCAUCAACACCUAGUGGUCUAAGAGUGUGCAUGUAAACAACUCAAUCAUAAUGAAUUAUAUCAAAGUUUCAAAACGUAUUGAGAUAUAAAAUAUUAACAUAUCAAA